Molecule: messenger RNA, 687 nt
Organism: Anoplophora glabripennis (Asian longhorned beetle)
Lineage: Eukaryota; Metazoa; Arthropoda; Insecta; Coleoptera; Cerambycidae
Exons: 1
Coding region: 1-687 (228 amino acids)
Biological process (GO): muscle organ development
Cellular component (GO): sarcolemma; sarcoglycan complex
Source: RefSeq, a predicted model, not a curated record
AUGGAAAGCAUAGAGCUAAUACCUGAAGAAGAGACAAUAAAGUUCUUCGGAGAUGUGGACCUAGACCAUAUCUACAAAAGGGACGGUAUUAUAGAAGGUUACAAAGACGAACCCCUUCAAGUUACCUCCGAAGGUAGUCCCAUACAAGUCAAAUUAUACUCCCGAACCGGGAGACCCGUCACUAAACUCCAAGUCAACACAAACGAGACUGCGUUCAAAGGAAUCAACUCUUUCGUUGUCAAAAACGAAAAGGACGAAUCACUGUUCACUAUAACCGAUCCUGUAUUUACAUCUUUGAAAAACGGGAAAGGUCUCUCAUCGAGACGUAUCCAAACCAACAAAAUAAGGAGUCCCAGCGACGAAGACCUCAAAAUCGAAGGGGGGGACCUGAACUUAAAAGGGGCCGAAGGCACGAAAGUAGAAGGAAAAGAAAUAAUUUGGAGCGCCGGUCAGGACAUUUUCCUAAGCAGUAACGGUUCUAUUGUACUUAACGGACAUGAGGGGGUAUAUAUAGACAUUAACAGACUACCGAUAGCUCAACUAAGCAAUAACAGGUACCUGACCGGGCAGUUUAAAGUAUGCGUCUGUGUGCCUGGCGGAAAGCUGUUCAGAAUACCUAUAAUUAAUCCGAAUGAUAGGGUGUAUUGCCACCACGUUAAUAUGCAGCAUAAUAACCCUUGUAUAUAA